Messenger RNA from Prosopis cineraria, 2170 nucleotides. Its product is annotated as scarecrow-like protein 6. Lineage: Eukaryota; Viridiplantae; Streptophyta; Magnoliopsida; Fabales; Fabaceae. The coding region runs from base 116 to 1783 and encodes 555 amino acids. Gene Ontology annotation, cellular component: nucleus. Gene Ontology annotation, biological process: regulation of DNA-templated transcription. Gene Ontology annotation, molecular function: DNA-binding transcription factor activity; sequence-specific DNA binding. The record is from RefSeq and is a predicted model, not a curated record. The transcript has a single exon.
AUCCCAGGCGGCCUUAGACACGUCCACCGCCGAGAAAUGUGCUCUGCCGGUGGAGGAUUGGGAGGCUGUGUUGUCUGAAUCCCCAGGUCAAGAUCAGUCUAUUCUGAGACUAAUCAUGGGCGAUAUUGAAGACCCAUCUUCGGGAUUGAACAAUAUCUUGCAGAGCAGUGGUGCUGGGUCUCAUAUGGUGGAUUUCAAUGGAGGUUUUGGGGUGGUAGAUCAAGGGUUUGAGCUUGAACCUGUAACUUGUGGGAACAUAAUCAGUCAUAGCACUUCAGAACCCAUUUUCUCGGCUUCAGCAACCAAUCCUCUGAUGAUGUCAUCUUCUCCAUUGGUGUUCAAUUCUCAGGCGCAAGUAAGUUCAUCGGUCGAAGACAAGUUAAACCGGAAUCAAGUCCAAUUCUCUGAGAAUCCAUCUUUCUUUAUGCCACUGUCAUACCCACAAUUGCAAGAGCAGCAAGUUUAUUCUCAGCCUCAAGCAAAACGGCUUCUUUGUGACACAAUUGGGCAAGGCUAUCAGGUGCCGAAGGGUGCGGUAUUGGAUUCGGGGCAAGAGCUAUUGGCUAGGAGGCAGCAAUUGCAGCUUCCUAUGAACACUCAACAUGUGCACCAUCAAUGGCAAUCCUUAAUUGAGCCACCAUUGAAACAGCAGAAGGUGAGCUCUGCAGGGGAUGAUUUCGCAACUCAAGAGCUCCAGCAGACUAUAAUUGAAAUGAUUUUCAAGGCUGCGGAGCAUAUCGAAGCCGGUAACCCGGUAAAUGCGCAAGGGAUAUUGGCGCGGCUCAAUCACCAGCUCUCCCCUAUUGGUAAGCCAUUUCAGAGGGCUGCAUUCUAUAUGAAGGAAGCCUUGCAGUUACUGCUGCAUUCAAAUGGGCAAAGCUUAUUGGCUUUCUCGCCCAUCAGUUUCAUAUUCAAAAUUGGAGCUUAUAAGUCAUUCUCUGAUAUAUCUCCAGUCAUUCAGUUUGCUAAUUUUACUUGUAAUCAAGCGCUCAUUGAGGCUGUGGAGAGUUUUGAGAGGAUUCACAUUAUUGAUUUUGAUAUUGGGUUUGGAGUGCAAUUGGCUUCUUUCAUGCAAGAGCUGGCCUUGAGGAAUGGUGGUGCACCUUCCCUGAAAGUUACUGCAAUUGUAUCCCCAUCCACCUGUGAUGAAUUUGAGCUCAAUUUUACCCGAGACCACUUGAAACAAUAUGCCAAAGAAAUCAACAUAUCCUUUGAGCUUAAUGUUAUGAGCAUUGAAUCAUUAAACUCUACUUCCUGGCCCCUUCCUAGUCGAUUCCCCGAUUCAGAAGCAAUUGCUGUGAAUUUGCCUGUUUCUUGUUUCUCAAAUUACCCUCCAUCCUUUCCUGUGGCCCUUCGCUUUGUAAAGCAACUCAUGCCAAAAAUUGUGGUCACCUUGGAUAGAAGCUGCGAUCGAAUCGAUGUCCCAUUCCCCCACAGUUUAAUCCAUGCCCUUCAAUCUUACUCAGCCUUGCUUGAAUCCCUGGAUGCUGUGAACGUGAACCUCGAUGUCCUCCAAAAGAUUGAGAGGCACUUUGUCCAACCGGCCAUCGAGAAGAUCAUACUAGGUCGCCACCAAUGCAGGGGAAAGUUUGCCCCAUGGAGGAGCCUACUUCUCUCAUCUGGGUUCUCUCCCUUCUCAUUCAGUAACUCUACAGAAGCUCAAGCCGAGUGCUUGGUGCAGAGGGCGGCUGUGAGGGGAUUCCAAGUGGAUAGGAAGCAUUCUUCUCUUACCUUAUGCUGGCAGAGGAAGGAACUCAUCUCUAUUUCAACUUGGAGAUGCUGAGCAGUAGCUGAAUCAGUAAUAUGCUUUCAAAGGUGCUUCAUGACUUACUCAUUUAGUUUAUUUUUCUGAGUCCUAUUGUCUGUGGUUGUUCUCAGUGCUACUAAUUGUUCAUGUAAUUUAGGUUCUUAGUUAUGCUAUCAAUCAACUCAACACCUCCAAAUCUUUUGUUAAAUGGAUGGGAUGGCAUUGUACAGUUCCUAUUAUUAUGUAUUUUUCUAGCAUUUUCCACUUUGAAUCCGGGCAUCAUCUAUGCCUUUUCCCACAUCCAUCUCCUGGAUGGUGACUUUUUUAUGUAGUCUUGACCUUAAAGCAAAUUGCUUUGGAAGCAAAGAACUCUGUAUGUUCUAAAAGUUGGACUAUAAAUCAAUGGAGGCACUGAUUUUAUCA